This is a messenger RNA of Xenopus laevis (African clawed frog), 1557 nucleotides long. RefSeq lists its product as uncharacterized. Bases 1 to 711 code for a protein of 236 amino acids. Lineage: Eukaryota; Metazoa; Chordata; Amphibia; Anura; Pipidae. The transcript is spliced from 2 exons. The record is from RefSeq and is a predicted model, not a curated record.
AUGACGGCAACCAAAGGAUUGCUUCUACACAAGGGGAAUACAAGAGAAGAGAUACAGAAAAUCCUAUUCACAGAGACAUACGACGAGACAUUCGGAAGUUUGGGAGCAAAGGAGGCAUAUCAUGAGCUAUUACGCUUAAAGAAGAAGGAGAUUGAACUACACCUCCAUGGCGUCUCCCUAUCCGACUACUAUCGAGAGAACAAAGUUCCAAUGGGCUUUAGGAUUAAUAAUACACCUACCCUGGGAAGAAACAACGCUGACUUCUGCAGACGAUGGUGCCAAGUGCUGGAUCGGUGUUCCCUCGACCUGAUGUUGUUGGUGAUCGAGGAGGUAGGCCGAGAACUAAAAGAGGUCCGCAGUGAUCUUUCCAGCUUCAACAGAACCCACCUUAAAACUUUGCAGAGUGACAGAGAGACGGAAUGGCUGGCGCGUCUGGAAGAACAAACUGGCAAGUACAAAGCAGAGCUGCUGGCGUUCAAGAGCGCGAAUCGCCUGAAAGUGAACCAGGACUACAAGGAGAAUACCGUGCACCUGCCAGCACGAUCGGCACAGAGUGGCGCAUCAGAGAGCGAGGGAGAAGCAAGUGCGCAGGAGACCCCGCGCCAGCAGAUGGCUUUUUUAGGGGACAGCCGGCACAACAACGGAGACCCAGGAAGGCCCCCCGUCGGGGGGGUCGCAGGAACGCCAAUAGACACGCGACUGCAGAGAUAGCGGAUCCCAAGGAAGGGGAAGGAUUAAUAUUCAAUCUCUCCACGUACACACUCACAGAGUCGGAGGAAUCCCUGCUGAAGAAAGGACUGGGAUAUGUACCCUUGGAGACAUUACACUGUAUCUGUCGUUUUUUCAAGAUAAAGUAAGCAACAACCAGUACUUUUAAAUGUGGAUUUCAAUGUUUUGUAUAAACAUAUUUUUUAUUCACUGUUGAGGUUAAAUUAACCGUUUUAUUACAAUCACUUGUAUAAUACACACAAUGGUACACUAGUGACAUCUAGUGGAUAAAUUUUAUAUGACAUGUUCUUAAACUCACAUUGUACUGUUUCUCACCAAUCACAUUGAUCAUGUAAUUAGUGACGUCAUCCUGGCGCCUUUUUUUGAAAGUUUUUUUGUAUUUAUAUGACCCCAACCUCACUUGCAAUUGAUCCUUGAUAAAGGCCCAAAUGCGGGCCGAAACUUUGGAUGCACGAGUGUUAUGGCAAUAAAGAAAAUUUGAACACUUGGAAAUCUGGUGUGCUGGUCCAUUCUGAAGGAGAUAUAUAUCCAAGCUAGUGACUUAAUGGGAAAGUAAAAGAUUGAGGGUAGAAUGCCUUAAACAGACCAGAUCAGUAACAUAUUCCUCCUUUGAUUCCAAUACCUUAUUAUUAGUAAAAGUGUAUAUUGUAUUGUGGAUGCUUGCCGUGUUGAUGAUUUUGGUCUUAUCAAUUAAUAUCUGUUGGUGAAUUUUAUUUUGAGUUUGUAUCAAGAAGUAUUUGGUAAAUUUUGUAAGAAGUAAUAAUUUGAUUUGUUAUUAUUAUCAUAUAUAAAUUAAUUAUUUUGAUAAAUAGUUGUUCUGAUUUUUCA